Molecule: messenger RNA, 5415 nt
Organism: Chaetomium globosum CBS 148.51
Lineage: Eukaryota; Fungi; Ascomycota; Sordariomycetes; Sordariales; Chaetomiaceae
Exons: 5
Coding region: 1-5415 (1804 amino acids)
Biological process (GO): microtubule-based movement; mitotic spindle organization
Molecular function (GO): microtubule motor activity; ATP binding; microtubule binding
Source: RefSeq, a predicted model, not a curated record
AUGGCGAGCUCACCACCAGCUUCGCCCGGCAUCAUGCCUCAGCGACCCAUGAGCGCCAUGGUCCGCCCAUCGCCGAGGAGCAAUAGUCGCAUGAGCAUGCAGAGUAGGACGGGCGGAGGAAGCAGGGCGUCGGACGAGGAUUCCAAAACCGCCGUCAAAGUCGCGGUUCGAGUCCGUCCACCCCUGCGGCCGACCGACCCGGGCUACGAGCUCAUACCACAGCGCUUCCAGCGGUCAAUGGUCCAGGUCCAGUCGCCGACUAGUCUUGCGAUCGAGUCGCCACAAGGACGCAAGCUGUUUGUUUUCGACAGAGUAUUCACUCCCGAGGUUGACCAAGCGGGGGUUUGGGAGUAUCUGGAAGAGUGCAUCAGCGCGUUUACCCAAGGAUACAAUGUCUCGCUUCUCGCCUACGGCCAGUCCGGCGCCGGCAAAUCGUAUACGAUGGGAACCUCGGGACCUGCCGAGCAAGACGACACGGAUGUCAUGGGUGUCAUCCCACGCGCCGCGACUGCCCUCUUCGAGCAUUUGGAGGGGCCCAAGAUCCGAAACCCCAACCGUAGUUCCAUGUCCCAGCUCCGUACACCUGCACGGUACUCGGCGCAACAGGCCGGCGCCGCCCAAGCGGAGAAGAACUGGACAUUGCGCGCCUCGUACGUCGAGAUCUACAACGAGCAGCUGAGGGAUCUCCUGGCUCCAGACAACGUUCCGCCGCACGAACGAGGCACCGUCACCAUCCGCGAGGACGUCAAGGGCAACAUCCUCCUCACCGGCUUGCACCAGAUCGAAGUCAACUCGGUUGAAGAUCUGAUGAACGUCUUGAACCAAGGCUCCACGCUCCGGCAAACCGACGCGACAGCCAUCAACGCCCGUUCGUCCCGCUCUCACGCUGUCUUUAGCUUGAAUCUCGUGCAGAAGAAAAGCAAACAGCAAGCGACCACGAAUACGGAAAGGCGAUUUUCGAUGCCGUUGGACGGUCUGAGUGGCGGCGGCGAGACGCUCGUGACUACCGACAGCAAGAUGCACUUUGUCGAUUUAGCCGGCAGCGAACGCCUCAAGAACACGGGCGCCCAAGGCGAGCGGGCCAAGGAAGGAAUCUCGAUCAACGGGGGGCUUGCCGCGCUCGGCAAGGUCAUUUCGCAGCUGUCAUCGCGGCAGGCCGGAGCCCACGUGUCGUACCGGGACUCCAAGCUCACCCGUCUGCUGCAGGACUCGCUGGGCGGGAAUGCGAUCACGUACAUGAUUGCCUGCGUGACGCCGGCCGAGUUCCACCUCAGCGAGACGCUAAAUACGGUGCAAUAUGCGCAGAGGGCCCGAGCGAUCCAGAGCAAGCCGCGGAUCCAACAGGUCGAGGAAGGCGACAAGCAAGCCAUAAUCGACCGGCUCAAGGCCGAGGUCGCAUUCCUGCGGGAGCAAAUCCGGAGUGCAGAACGGAGCGGGGGUGAGCGCCGGACCCUGGCCCCUGGCGAGAGGUCCGAGCGGCAGAACGAGCGGGAAGUUGAGUUGCAGAACCGCCUUCUCGACUCGGAGGAAAAUUACAAGGCCCUGGGCGAGCGCCAUGCAAAGCUCAUUGCCGAGAUGGCGAAGGCAAGGGAUGAGGAGGCCGCCGAAAAUCAACACCGCGACGAAAACGCAGAGGACAUCGCCACCGAGCGCCUGAACAGAUCAAAUAGCUUCGCGCAGGCUGUGGAACAGGUGGUCUUAGAAUAUGAGAAGACGAUUCAGUCAUUGGAGCAUUCUCUCGCCAGUACCCGGGCUACCCUGGCCAUCACUGAGGGGUCCUUGCUUGAAAAAGAGACCAAGUGCGCCUACACAGAAACCAUCAACGGCCAGCUCCAAUCACGGCUGCAAAAGCUCAUGGACCGCGAGACGAGCACCGAAAAUUACCUGCACGACCUGGAAGCGAAGCUGGAUGGUCAUACGUCGGGCGAGGAGAAGAAUGCAACCAUCAUAAUGGAGCUGCGCAAGGAGAUCACCCGCGUGCGCGAGAACGAGGCGACCUGCGAGGACUACAUUUCGACACUGGAGGAGCGUCUCGCCGAAGCCGAUCAAGAUGCCGAGUUGAUGCAGCGCGAAAUUGACCGGUUAGAGCAGGUGGUUGAGCGACAACGCAGCCUCGGAAAACUGGACUCCCUGUUGUACGAACUCGACAACAUUCAAGCGGAUGCACCGGUCCCCGAGGCCGAGACCGGAUUGACCAACGGCGCUGGCCACCGGCGCACGGCAAGCCGCAGCAUCGCCGAGCAUUCGCGCAGCCAGAGUCAUGUCAGCCGACAAAGCCAAAUGGAGGAGACUAUCCCUGAAAGUGGGGAGGAAGACAUCCCUGAGGAGGCCGACGAGCUGAAAGCGUCCGCGGAAAACACCACGGACGCCACAACCCCCAAGCCUUCGCGUUCUCGCCUGGCAACAGAAGAUCGCGCGGCCGAUUAUGCCGCCAGCCCGGCACAGUCCAAAUUCGUCGCCGAUAAGCUCGACACCGUUACCCAGGAGCUGCUCGGCCUACGCGUCGAACACGAGUCGACACUCAACGAGUACGAACUCCUCCAAGCCAAGUAUGAGGAAGCUCUUCGCGCGUUGGCCGAUAUGCAAGAUGCGGUCGAUGAGUCGCGGCACCCGCAACGUCCACGCGACUCGAUGCUUUCGGUCGCCUCGCCGCUCCAGACGAGGCCGCACUCCUUCCUGUCUGACGCCAGGACCAAUGAUACGAGAGAUGGCGCACAUCUCUCGUUGAAGUCGCUCUCGUCCGAGCUGUCUUCCGCCAUGGACUCUCCGGCCACAACCGUGGGAGCCCCCGAUGCCGAGACCACUGUGUCAAAGGCUGAGGAGCAUGGAGCUUCCCCCACUGAGCUGGCUAACUCCGACGUUAUGGUAGAGAUGGAGAGACUCAAGACCCUUGCCGCUGAGCGGGAGUUUGCCGAGAGGGAACUUGCCGAGCGGUACGCCCAGCUGGAGCAACAACACCAACAUACUCUCGACGUGGUGGAGGAACUCAAGACGGAGGUUGCAAAGGCCCAAGCUGCCACCACCGAAGCCCAAUCGCCGAAGGGUAACACUCCAGUGAUCCGCCGCAAGUCAAGCCAGAACGUCAUGAUUAUUGAUCGCGCUCACCGGUCGUUUGCAUCGCUACGGAACAUCGCUGCCGAGAAUUUCGAGAACCAGCCCGACGUCAUGCAGAACUUUGAGCUCAACCUCAACUCGGCCAUGCACGAACUCCACUCUCGAUCUGAGCGUAUUCAAGAACUCGAGGCCGAUGUUACAACCGCCAAGAAGGAGAUGGAGACGAAGAUGACCAUUAUCUCCGGGCUGACGCGUGAACGGUCAAGCUUGAAGGCCACUUCCCCUAUGGAUAUGGCCAUGGUGUCAACUCUCCGCGAGCAGCUAGAACAAAGCGAAAGGCGCAUCAGGGAGAUGCAAGCGGCGCAUUCCGCGCGGGAGAAGGAGCUGGAGGCGCAGUUGGCCGAGCUGCAAGAGUCGCUGAAGCAGGCUACCUUGGCAGCAGAGAAGGCCACGGCAUCCGCUCAGGCGGCCGCCGAGGCCCAAGAGUCUGUGAGACAAGCUCCGGUUACAUCGGAAGACUCCGCAACAGACAUCAAGGAAGCUGUCCAGCCCGAAGAUUCCGCAACGGAUAUCAAGGAAGCUGCCCGGUCUGAAGAUUCCGCAGCAGAGAGCAAGGAAGCUGUCGAGUCCGAAGAUUCUGCAACAAAUGGUAAGGAAGCCGCCGAGUUGCAAGAGUCGCUCAACCGAGUUACUCUUGCCGCAGAGGAGGCUGCUGAGUCGGCGAGAGUAGCUUCUGAGGAAUCAGCGGCUCAGAUCGAGCUACAGGAAAAGAAGAUCUCGGAGCUCGCAUCAGAACUCUCUAGCUGGGAGGACAGGCACAACACAGCGCUGCAAAGCAUGCGCGACGCGGAGGAGCAGAUGGCCAAGACCAUUGGGGAACUCGAGGCCCAGCUCGCCUCCGUUUCAGCACAGCUGGCCGAGGCUGAGCAGAAGGGUCCCGAGGAGGAGAAGGCGCUUAAGGAGGUCGAGGCCAAGCACAAGAGUUUGGUCGACUUCUUGAGAACCGAGAUUGAUGAGUACAAGGGCAUCAUCACCACCAACCAGUCCAAGGUUACCGAGGUCGAACAGCAACACACGGCGACCAAGAAGCUUCUCGAGAUGGCCACACAUGACCGUGACGAGGCUAAGAGCGAGCUCGAGACCCGCAAUGAGCUGAUCGCGAAGCUGGAGGCACAGAUUGCCGACCAUGAGCAGGCCCUCAAGGCGCACCAAGAGAACAUCGGCGAGUUGGAAUCGAAGCACGCCAGGGAUGUCGAGGAGAUGACGUCCUCUUCGAAGCAAGACGUGGAAUCUCAGCUAGCGGCACUCAAGUCCGAGCAUGCCGGUCGGAUUAGCCAACUCGAGGGUGACCUAACCGAGGCGCGCGAAGACCUCAUGAAGGUUGCUACGCAAGUCGCCUUCGCUCUCGGCCUAGAUGUCAGCGUCGAGAGGAUUUCGGAGCGCCUCGAGGAGCUUGUCUCGUACCAAAAGGCCCUGGCGAGCUUGGCCGAGGUUCUCGAGGCGGAAAGCGCCAAGCCACAAAACCACUUCCCGAUCGAGGAGCAGGUCGCCCUGGUCAAGAAGAAGGUGGUGGAUCUCGAGACCAAGAACAAGAAAAACUCGCGGCUUGUCGAGGAGCUCGAGGAUCAACUCCAGAGCAACUACGACCAGGCUCAGAUGGCGAGCAACCGCCUUUCGACACUACAGAUGGAACGAAACGUCCAGCUGGAGGAGGCCAACGCCGCCAAGAUCAAGCUGCAGUCAGAGCUGGAUGCCAUCCGGGAGGAAUACGCCUCUCUUCAGAGCAAGCUCGACAGCAUCCAUUCAAGCGGAAGCCCAGAGCGAUCCGACUCCCUCACAGGCGCCGUCCGCAAAAGCUCCUCGGUCGCCUCCCUCCCCUCUCCACCCCCCGCCAUCCCGCUGCCCCCUCUCCCCAACGGUACAUCGGGCUCCAACCCAGGUACAACCUCCCCCACCCCCCGCCCGCCCAGCAAAGACAUCGGCGGCACCUCAGCGGCCGCCGCCUCCGUCGGGAUCAUCCAAAUCCAAGAAGACCAAGAAGCACGCAUCCGGCUCAUCGAGAAACACCUCAAGGCCGAGAAGCAACUCACCGCCACCCUGGAGGAGGCGCUCACGGACCUGGAGCAGCAGCAGAACGCGAUCCGGGCCGAGUGCGACGCGUGGCGGCGGCGCGGCGACGAGCUCGAGGCCGAGCUCAAGGAGCUGCGCGAGAAGCCCGAGCAGGAGAACCGCUACAGCAUGCAGCAGGUCGAGGAAGAGCGGCGCAAGCGGAGGGAUGCCGAGAUUGCGCGCGCGCAUCUGGAGGAGCGCAUGAAUACCAUUGCGAAGAAGAAGAAGAAGGGGAGCCUGAACUGCUUUUAG